ACUCUGCUUCUUUUCUCUUUCUUUUUUCUUUUUUCUUUUCUUCCCUCAUUCCUCUCUAAAACCCUUGGAUCUGACAAAACAAACUCUGAAACCCAAUUCAACAACAGAAUUCUUCUGAAAUUCUCUGAUUUUUGGAAGUUUAGAUCCGAAAAUGAGCACUCCGGGUACUAAUUAUCUGCUUCAACUUCAUUCCAAGAUCGUUUAAUUUCCCCUGGAUCCAUGGAUGUUGUGGUCAGUCCUGUGGUGAACUCCACAGUAGGUUUAGGUGUGAAAAAGGUGAAGCAGGGGAUUGGUGUGAGGAAGAGAAUAAAAGAACUAGGAGAAGAUUUAGAGUUGUUUAUCCAUCCCCGUGUAGGCGAUGCCCACCUAUCAGUGGUUGGAAGCGGGUACAUGGAAGAAGAUGGCUUUCAAUAUCUUAGGUUGGUGAAAGUUAUACUGGAUGAAUUCCAGGACUUAAUGCUAGUGUACAAUAGAGAGUUUCGUGAUGAUCCAGAUGAGCUAAAGAAGGUGGAUUGGGGCAAAGCACACCUUCUGUUUCGACUGUCUAGUGUCAAGCGAUUCCCUCUUCGACUUAGAAUUGGUAGCACGAUAAAUUCUAUUAAUGAGAAGCUUAGGAAGUUCAAGGAGCACCAAAAUUGUAGUACUGCAGUUCCAAAACAAACAGAACGUGACUGCUCUAGUUCUGAUGUCGAUGAGUCAAAAAUACUUGGGCGUGACAAGGAAAAAGCCGAUCUAAUGUCAAUGCUGGGGUGCUCUGAUGAUACGCCUGCUACUACUACUCCAACAACAGCUUCAACAAGCACAAGCACUGCUGUCAAAUUCGUCUUUAUAACUGGUACUACAGGUUGCGGCAAAACAGCGCUUGCUCAGUUCGUUAUAAAAGAUAAGAAGGUGAAAGAACAUUUCAAAGACAAUAUUUUCUGGGUAUCCGUAAGUGGCCUCGUUGAUGAUAAAAAGAAGUUUGCCAUUGCAUUAAUCGAAGCAAUGCGGGAAAAAGCCCCUAAAUAUCAUGAAUGGAAUCCUCUGCAUAGUCAUUUGAGGAAUUGUAUCAAGAAGAAGGAAAUGAUGCUGCUUGUUCUGGACGGUGCAUGUGGUGUUGAUUAUGAGACAUGGGAAGGAGAACUGAAACCCUGCUUUGAUGCUGCAGCGCCUGGGAGUAGAAUUCUUGUUACCACCCACCUAACUAAUCUUUCAACCAUGAUGGGCGUUUCCAGCGAACUUACAUUUCCUUUAAGUGGAUUACCGUAUGAUGAUGCAGAUGAUGCUUGGUUAUUGCUAUGUGAUGCAGCUUUUCCAGGACAGUCAGGAGAACAGAUACGAGAGUAUGAAAUGAUCGGGAAGAAACUGGCUCGAGGAUGCGCAGGCAUACCUGGUGUUAUCACAAAAUUAGGACGGGUCUUGCGCAUGAAAAAAACUCCGCAACAGUGGAACGAUGUCCAUGAAAAUGGUAUUUGGAAUCUGAAUGAAGGGAAUUUAAACUCCAACUAUGAAAGGUUGUUACCACGACAUCUCUUCGUCACCUAUGAUGCUUUCCUUGAUCCAGCCUUGCAACAGUGCUUCAAAUUCUGCGCCGGCCUACCAUAUGAGUACGAGAUAAACAGAGGCAUUCUUAUAAAACUCUGGAUGGCUCUAGACUAUCUGAAUGGAACGCGCACUGGACAGAUGGAGGAGAAAGGUGACAUGUAUUUUAACUUGUUAACAACAUGUUCAUUUUUGUACAAAUCAAACCCAGGUGGCAAUGUCUACAAGUUCUAUGGCCAUGUAGAUGCUCUUGCUCGGCAUCUAGCUGGUAACGAGAGUUGCUGUUACCCAGUGACUGGAACAAGUUCUUGUUCAAAUGGAUGUAUUGGACCUGAUACUCGUCACUUGACAAUAAACCUCGGAGAUAGUGAUAUGGAUUAUGUUCCUGGCCCCCUGUCCAAAGCCGUUAAGCUGCGGAUGCUGAAACUCAUGACCAUAUCGGCAACGUUAAAGGUCCCAUCAUAUGUAUUUAGCCAGUUCCCGUUACUGAUGGCACUGGAUAUGAGCUGCACUGGCCUUACUGAGCUACCAUCCGAGGUAAGCAAGCUGAAAUCCCUGAAGAUUCUUAUCUUGUCUGGUUCAAGGUUUCAAAAACUCCCCGAUACAGUUUGUGAUCUCAACUGCUUGGAAACCUUAAUUCUGAAUGAAUGUCUGGAACUUACUGAGUUGCCUCAGAAGAUAGGUCAGCUCACUAAAUUACGGCAUCUUGAAAUCAGUGAUACACCAAAACUUCAGAAGUUCCCCAAGGGAUUUAGGAAGUUAAUAAACCUUAGGACGCUGUCUAAAUUUGUUGUAGCUGCUCAAGGCUCAAGAAAAGGUGCGAAGAUUGGAGAACUGCAAGAACUGAACUUGUUGCAAGGGCGCCUCACGAUCAAGGGAUUGAAUAGAGUGCAAAGUGGUUCUGAUGCUGUGAAGGCAGCAUUGGUGGAUAAGAAAGAUCUCCGGUCUUUGUGUCUUGACUUUGAGCGCAACCUGUCGCAAAAACCAGAAAAAGUACAGAUCAUGGAAGACGUGCUUGAAGCUCUCAAACCAAAUGCAACGGCGAUUAGCAAUGUAGAUCUGUGUAACUAUCCAAGUGCCCGUAUGCCAAGUUGGUGGACGGCACCUACAAACCAAGAUUGAUCUAAUAGUAAGAGAAGUCUCCGGGUCGUCAAAGCAUCCAUUCUAAAACAGGAAGGUAGCUGCUGCGUCUACCUUCUUGAGCUGGCGACAAUUUUCAGAGAAGUUUAACACCUGUGUGGUUUUGAUAAACAAUUAAGACUCUUCUUUUUUUCUUGUGUCUGUGUGUGAAGGAAUAGGAGCAACUAAGACUUUAGGUGAUAAGAAAUCCUAGUUUAAUAAGGAGGCUUGGAAGGUUUUUUUCCGCUUUUUACUCUCAAGUUUUCUUUCUUAAGGAUGUAGUUUUUGUAAUUCAGCACUGCACUUGUUUGUUUAGUUUAAUUUGGUAGGAUGUUGUUGCUCUGAAUUCCAGUUCCUUUCUCAGAAUUCUUCCUAAUUUCUAAGAGUGUUUUAAAUUUCAUUAUAUUAUUAAGCUCUUUAAGUUC
Molecule: messenger RNA, 3065 nt
Organism: Papaver somniferum (opium poppy)
Lineage: Eukaryota; Viridiplantae; Streptophyta; Magnoliopsida; Ranunculales; Papaveraceae
Product: putative disease resistance protein RGA3
Exons: 3
Coding region: 220-2643 (807 amino acids)
Biological process (GO): defense response to other organism
Molecular function (GO): ADP binding
Source: RefSeq, a predicted model, not a curated record